UUGGAUAAAUUAAGUUCAUGGGAUUUAAGGACGAGAUUUCUGUGUCUGCUGCCAAAGUUUUCGCUCAGAUUCGCAUCCUGUCGUCAAUGCAAAAGUUAAGUUUAGUUACAUUUUAGCUUGCUGUCUGUGGACGGAUUUUUUACUCGAUCACCAUGUGGAUCUUAAUCAGGGUUAUCCUGUUUUCUUUCGUGAUAACGACGACCGUUUCUUCAACACCAUCGGAAGAGAGGACGGUUUUGGAAGGACUCCUUCGAAGCUACGAUGGCUCAGUUCGGCCGUUUCAACAAGAUUUGGUUUAUCGAACAUCAAACUUGUCAACAAUUAUUUCUGUGAAUAUGUAUGUCAGAUCGAUAUCAAGCAUUGACGAUGUCAAAAUGGUUUACGAGGCACAACUAACCUACAGGAUGCAAUGGUUGGACGAGAGAUUGAAAUUUAGCAGAGACAAAGCUAAUUAUUUAACUCUGCCUGGAACUUUGAGUCAAAAAGUGUGGAAGCCGGAUUUGUUCUUUUCAAAUGAAAUGGAAUAUCGGUUACACGAUGGAUUAAGCAAAAACGAAUAUUAUCGUGUGUACCCGAACGGAGAAGUUCUCUUCAGUGCGAGAAUCACGCUAAAACUCCUGUGUCCUAUGGCAUUGCAAAAGUACCCGUUUGAUACUCAAGUCUGUCCCAUUAGGAUGGCGAGCUACGGGUAUACAACGGACGAUAUCAUAUUCGCCUGGAAAAGAGAUGAUCCAGUCCAAGUGAAUUCUAACUUGUCCCUACCUGAAUACAAACUCACCACGAUUGGUACAGAAAGGUGUGAUUCAACGACAACAACAGGAAGGUAUAGUUGCCUCCGAGUUGACUUCCACUUUCAGAGAAACACGUUUCCAUGGUUACGAGACGUAUAUCUCCCCAUGGCGAUUUCGAUCCUCAUCGUUUGGCUAUCUUCAUGGAUGGACGUGGAACAAAUGGGCCGAGUUUGGGUGUUAGGAAGUGCUAUAUUCUACUGUAAAUGGAUUGCAUUUAAUCACACGGCCACGACCUUGCGACUAAUUUCUUACUCGACAUCGUUUCACUGGUGGAGCUGGGGGUGUGAUGUUUUAAUUGGGUGGGCCAUUCUAGAAUUUGUCGUGGUACAACGUCUUUCUUCUGUGGAAAGAGGGAAAUGCAGGUCGUGUCAGAAUUUCAUGGAGAUUGUGAUGAGAAUCGGAUUUUUGGUCGGAUUCGCGAUGGUGAUUUCCUGCUGUUACGUCAAGUACCUCGAUCAAAAUGUGGAAUGAAAGAGCUGAUAUGUUGUGCAUGAAACACUUACAAACUAAAUUCUAAAUUGAUAUAAUUUUUGAAAAAAAAUGUCAAAUUUCGAACCGUUUCAAUAAAGAAUGUGACACUGAUAUGUAUGGUCAUGGAACAAUA
Messenger RNA from Folsomia candida, 1395 nucleotides. RefSeq names its product glutamate-gated chloride channel. The coding region runs from base 153 to 1262 and encodes 369 amino acids. Gene Ontology annotation, biological process: nervous system process; chemical synaptic transmission; chloride transmembrane transport. The transcript has 8 exons. The record is from RefSeq and is a predicted model, not a curated record. Lineage: Eukaryota; Metazoa; Arthropoda; Collembola; Entomobryomorpha; Isotomidae. Gene Ontology annotation, molecular function: transmembrane signaling receptor activity; neurotransmitter receptor activity; chloride channel activity. Gene Ontology annotation, cellular component: membrane; synapse; neuron projection.